CUUGAGCUGGCUUGUUUGUGUCAUCUGUCAUAUGCUUCUAUCAGUCUUUCUCCACGAUCCCUAUACUGGCUCCGAGCUGCCUUAGAGGGGUACCGGUAAUAUCGCUCCUGACGACAAUAACUGUACCCCCUCCCAACAGAGAUAUAAACGGAUCAGCGGCGGCGUUCUGUCUUUUCUGCAAGCAAGUGUGAGACAGAGGCAGGUGGGAGAUAACUGACCAGUUUUUUAACAACAUCUUUAUAGUUUGGUUGUGUAGUAUACUAAAACGUCCACAAUGGGCAAGGAAAAGACCCACAUCAACAUCGUAGUUAUUGGACAUGUGGAUUCUGGCAAGUCCACCACUACAGGUCAUCUCAUCUACAAAUGUGGAGGCAUUGACAAGAGAACUAUUGAGAAAUUUGAGAAGGAAGCUGCUGAGAUGGGCAAGGGCUCCUUCAAGUAUGCCUGGGUGUUGGACAAACUGAAAGCUGAACGUGAGCGUGGUAUCACCAUUGACAUCUCCCUGUGGAAGUUUGAAACCAGCAAGUACUAUGUUACCAUCAUUGAUGCCCCAGGGCACAGGGACUUCAUCAAGAACAUGAUCACUGGUACUUCCCAGGCUGACUGUGCCGUCCUGAUUGUCGCUGCGGGCGUCGGAGAGUUUGAAGCUGGUAUCUCCAAGAACGGGCAGACUCGCGAGCAUGCACUGCUGGCCUACACCCUGGGGGUCAAACAGCUGAUCGUUGGCGUUAACAAGAUGGACUCCACUGAGCCACCUUACAACCAGAAGAGAUACGAAGAAAUCGUCAAGGAAGUCAGCACUUACAUCAAGAAGAUCGGCUACAACCCAGAUACCGUGGCUUUUGUGCCAAUCUCUGGCUGGAAUGGUGACAAUAUGUUGGAGCCCAGCACUAACAUGACCUGGUUCAAAGGCUGGAAGGUCACCCGCAAAGAUGGCAAUGCUGCUGGUACUACCCUUCUGGAAGCCUUGGAUGCAAUCCAGCCACCAUCUCGUCCCACUGAUAAAGCCCUGCGUCUGCCUCUGCAGGAUGUCUACAAAAUUGGAGGAAUCGGUACUGUGCCAGUAGGCCGUGUUGAAACUGGUAUCCUGAAACCAGGUGUAGUGGUUACCUUCGCUCCUGUCAACAUCACCACUGAAGUCAAAUCUGUUGAAAUGCACCAUGAGACUCUGUCCGAAGCACUUCCUGGGGACAACGUUGGCUUCAAUGUCAAGAAUGUGUCUGUGAAAGACAUCCGUCGUGGAAACGUUGCCGGAGACAGCAAGAACGACCCUCCACAGGAGGCUGCUAACUUCACUGCACAGGUCAUCAUCCUGAACCACCCAGGUCAGAUCAGCGCUGGCUAUGCCCCUGUGCUGGAUUGCCACACUGCUCACAUUGCCUGCAAAUUCGCUGAGCUGAAGGAGAAAAUUGAUCGUCGUUCUGGCAAGAAACUGGAAGACAACCCCAAAUCCUUGAAAUCUGGUGAUGCUGCCAUCGUUGACAUGAUCCCAGGCAAACCUAUGUGUGUGGAGAGCUUCUCUGACUAUCCUCCUCUGGGGCGUUUUGCUGUGCGUGACAUGAGGCAGACUGUGGCCGUCGGAGUCAUCAAGGCUGUGGAGAAGAAGGCUUCCACCUCUGGGAAGAUCACUAAGUCUGCCCAGAAGGCUCAAAAGGCUAAAUGAAUGAUGUGUUCAUUACCUGCCACCUCAGUAAUCAAUGGCAGAAUGGUCUCCGAACUGUUUAAUUCAAUUGACAAUUUAAGUUCAAUAGUCAAAGAAUGGUUAAUUAUUACAAUGCAUCGUAAAAGUAUCAGAAGGAAAAAAAAAAGUUUUGUUGACUAUUCGUUUUAAUUUGUAUUGUGACCAUUAGUUUUUGAAGUUACUAGUUUUCAUUGUACUUUUAAAUAGGAACAGCACCAUGACUAACAAGUUUGUUGUGGAAAUUGAGACCAUAAAAAAACAGAAUUUGCUUUUGUCUUUUUGCAAGUAGCAGGUACUAAUCCUCACCUGAUUUUGCAGUAUAUAUUUAAAGUACAAAUUGGAUGUUUUUGUUCUGAAUUGUUAAAUUAUGUUUCGCUUUCAUAAUUGAAAGGGCAUGUAAACAUCCCAUAUUGUGCACUGUAUUUUGUUGAAAUAAUUCAGUUUCUGUGAACAAGAGCCUUUCAACAAUGCAUUAAAAUGGUUCAGAUUAUA
Molecule: messenger RNA, 2173 nt
Organism: Acipenser ruthenus (sterlet)
Lineage: Eukaryota; Metazoa; Chordata; Actinopteri; Acipenseriformes; Acipenseridae
Product: elongation factor 1-alpha 1
Exons: 8
Coding region: 275-1663 (462 amino acids)
Biological process (GO): translation; translational elongation
Molecular function (GO): GTPase activity; GTP binding; translation elongation factor activity
Source: RefSeq, a predicted model, not a curated record